Molecule: messenger RNA, 1236 nt
Organism: Oncorhynchus gorbuscha (pink salmon)
Lineage: Eukaryota; Metazoa; Chordata; Actinopteri; Salmoniformes; Salmonidae
Product: dual specificity protein phosphatase 7-like
Exons: 2
Coding region: 379-1236 (285 amino acids)
Biological process (GO): negative regulation of MAPK cascade; protein dephosphorylation
Cellular component (GO): cytosol; cytoplasm
Molecular function (GO): protein tyrosine/threonine phosphatase activity; MAP kinase tyrosine/serine/threonine phosphatase activity
Source: RefSeq, a predicted model, not a curated record
UAGCGGUUACUGGAAAUGACACACGGGAGGCGGUCGAAAGGCAAAUGUCCAAAAAUAAUGUGCUGUAGUUAUGAUUCACCUGGAAGCCACAUUUUGAUCAGAUUUAUAAAACCAGACAACACUUAGCCUAAAGGGUCUUUUCAGUAAUGGGACGCAGUAUCAAACGGUCUGAGAGAAUAUCGUUAAUGUGUUGUGAAGCCCGGUUGUGUGUUGAUUCCGUCUACCAGUCCGGGUGAGCUGCUGCUGUAUCGUGGGACGACCGGGAUCAGAGCGGACGGACGUGGUUCUGUCCAUAUCCACACGAGUAGAAGUUUAGCGCCGUGAUUAUUAUUUUUUGGCCGGCGUGUUAGUGCAAAGAGCCGCAUCUAUAUUUCCCUAAUGAAAAUUACUCUUUGGAAGGGUUCCCGGGUCGUGACAGAGAUGAUGUCGAGUAAAAGUGUGGAAUGGCUUCAAGAGGAACUUGAGUCCGGGCUCGGGGUGAGCUCGCUACUGCUGCUGGACUGCCGAUCGCACGAGCUCUACGAAUCUUCACACAUAGAGUCGGCCAUCAAUCUGGCGAUUCCCGGUUUGAUGCUGCGGAGACUAAAGAAGGGGAAUCUACCGAUCAGGUCCAUCAUUCCUAACAACGAGGAUAAGGAGACAUUCGUAAAGCGGUGCAAAACGGACAUGAUUCUUCUCUACGACGAGGCCACUACGGACUGGCAGGAGACCGGGCUGGUGAGCUCUGUCCUCGGCUUGCUGCUGCAAAAGCUCCGGGAUGACGGCUCCAAGGCUUUUUACCUGGAAGGUGGAUUCAACAAGUUCCAGACAGACUACCCAGAACACUGUGAGAUCAACCUUGACUGUUCCUGCCCCAGCAGUUCCCCGCCUGCGUCCGUCCUGGGGCUGGGGGGGCUGAGGAUCAGCUCUGACUGUUCUGAUGGGGAGUCAUCGGACAGGGAACCUGUCAGCGCCACCGAGUCCGAGGGCAGCCCUCUCCCCAACAACCAGCCUGCCUUCCCGGUCCAGAUCUUACCAUACCUCUACCUGGGCUGUGCCAAAGACUCCACCAAUCUGGACAUCCUGGGGAAGUAUAAUAUUAAGUACAUCCUGAACGUCACGCCCAACCUGCCCAACAUGUUUGAACACGACGGAGACUUCAAGUACAAACAGAUCCCCAUCUCCGAUCACUGGAGCCAAAACCUCUCGCAGUUUUUCCCAGAGGCCAUUUCUUUCAUUGGUGAGUUGUGGCAGUAG